CCGUGAAUAACCCCCCCCCCCAAUGGGCCCGUCAUGGACCCCUCCAAGCGCCGUGAGCCCGCGUCAUUCACUGCGGCGUCAAACCCCCCGGCAACCGACCCUCCAAUGCCUCCCCUCGGCGACACGCCGCCUUCGUCCCACCAUUUGAGCUAUCCCUCGAUACAGGCGACUCCUCUGCCACCCUCUCCAUCCGGAUUCUCAUCGACCUCCCUGCUAUCGCCCGCCGACCCCCCCGCGCGUGCGGUCGCGAACCCGGCGCAUUCCGCUCCCCGGCGCAUCCCCAGCUCCAGCUCCUUGGCUGACGAGCGUCGCAAGUCCUCUCCGAGCCUGAAGAAACGCUCGUCCACCGCGUCGCUGCGUUCCAACCGGGGAGCGUCCACCUCGCCCAGCUUGUCGCGACACUCCUCCUCCUCCACAUUCGGCACCUCCCCCACGAACACGUCCGCCACCCACCAUCACAACAUGCCGUCCAAAAAGCCCUCCCUAACGGCCAUGACCGAGCACCCGGCCCCCACCGCCGCAUCCAUUGCGUCGGAGUAUUUUCAAAAGGAACUGAACUGGCACCAGUCCGCCGAGCUCCAGUCGCAGACGCUCGUGCUCGUCCAUGAUGCGUGUUACGGCCAUCGCUUCGCGCGCCCCCGAGCCUCCCGCGCGGCGCUCAACUCCAUCGUCGAACGCCCCGAGCGCAUCCAAGCCGGCGUGCUGGGCAUCGCGGCCGCCUAUGUCCGUUUAGCCCGUCGACAUGCGGGAGGCCCAUUUGCCCCGCAUCCCGACUUGGAUCCUCACCAGCUGCCGGUGCCGCCAUUCCAGAUCCGCAAGACGACGCGCACCCUGCCGCUCAACGCCCCCGCCGUCACUCAUGUGCAUGGGACCAAGUGGAUGGAGGACCUGAAGACCAUGUGCGAUGCCGCAGAAUCUCGACUGGCGCUGAACGGGAAGGAAUUGGUCCGCCCGCGCAGUGCGGGCAAGGACAGUGCCGCUGCCGGUGCCCCCGCCUUCCACGAAGGAGACCUCUAUCUAUGUUCCGAAUCCUUGAACGCAUUGGAAGGCGCCCUAGGAGGGGUCAGUGAUGGUGUGGAUGCGGUCCUUGGUCCGGGCCCGACAAAGCGUGCGUUUGUCUGCAUCCGCCCGCCCGGUCAUCAUUGUUCCGCGGGCCAUCCAUCGGGCUUCUGCUGGAUCAACAACGUCCACGUGGGCAUCUCCUACGCGGCGAUGACCCAUGGCCUGACCCACGCCGCGAUUCUCGACUUCGAUCUGCAUCACGGAGACGGUUCGCAAGAGAUCGCCUGGGAGCAGAACCACAAGGCUGUGACGGCGCCGCGGAAUGCGGCCGCCCAUCGGAAGACCAUGGUGGGAUACUUCAGUCUGCACGACAUCAACUCCUAUCCCUGCGAGAUGGGCGAGCCGGAGAAGGUGCGCAAUGCGAGCGUGUGUAUCGACAAGGCACACGGCCAGUCCAUCUGGAACGUCCAUCUGGAGCCGUGGAAGUCGACGGAAGAGUUCUGGGAGCUGUACGCUGCCAAGUACCGCGUGCUGAUCGACAAGGCGCGGGCGUUUCUCCGCAUGCAUACCGAGCGACUCGCGAGCACGCCCAAUGGCCCCGCCCCCAACGCUGCGAUCUUCAUUUCCGCCGGGUUUGACGCGAGCGAGUGGGAGGGCGCCGGCAUGCAGCGACACCAGGUCAACGUCCCCACCGACUUUUACGCCCGGUUCACGGCGGAUGUAGUGCGGAUGGCGAACGAGGACGGGCUGGGGACCGACGGGCGGAUCAUCAGUGUCCUCGAGGGCGGCUACAGCAAUCGUGCGUUGACCAGCGGUGUUCUCAGCCACCUGUCGGGGCUGGGAGAGGCUCUAGGAACCAUCCACGACGGGGAUGACCAGCAAGUCGACCGGCUCGCAUCGGAGAUGACAGAUCGCCUGGGCCUGUCCGACCGUGCACCGAGGGAAGAGUCGGUGACCGAACCUGGCUACCACCGGGAAUGGUGGGCACCCGCCGUGCUGGAGGAGUUGGAGGCCCUGGUCUACCCGCCGGCGGCGCCCGUCAAGCCCCGAGAGAAAUCAGCGCCCACCUACUUUGCCACGACACAGUCGUUUUCCGCCAAGGUGGUCAACCCGCCGCGAGACCGCAAAUCGACGGGGUCGCACUCGAGCCCGGAGCCUGAGGCACGGCUGCCGCCGCCACCGGUCGGGUGGGCGACGGCCACACACGAACUGUCCAAGGUGCUGAUUCCCACCCAUCGGCAGACGACGAGCUGUCGGCCGGAGGAGCUUAACGCGGAGGCGUCGCGCCUGCGACGGGAGCGCCAAACGGCGGCUGACCAUGCGACGGCGGCCACGGUGACGACCCCCGCUGCGGCCACGACCUCGACAGCGUCCGCGGACAGCCGGAUGAAGCUCCGCGUGCGGAAGCCCAAGCCCCUGCUGCCCGCGUCGCCCCCGGCCGAGACGGUCAAACGCCCAGCAGCUCGGGGCAGUCGACGGACCACCAUCGAUGCGGCACCGGACACGUCCAUUUCCACGACCCCUCAGUCGCCAGGACGCAUGGCCCGCCGAAAGAGUGCGAGUGCGACGUCCGCCGUCAUGUCGCCGGGGCCGGCCGAGACGGGCCCGCGACCCGCGUCCAGUGCCGCGGUGCGGAAGACUGGGACGUCGCGGUCCAGCACCCCCAGGCGUUCCACGAGUCCGAAAAAUCCCCCACCCGUGCCCCAAGUGCCGCCCGCGUUCCUUCCGGAGGCCGCGGAGAGCGCCAGACCCGAGACGCCGAAUCAGCCCGCCGACAGCGGACCGUCCGACGUGGACAGUUUGGCGGCCGGGGUGCGCAAGCUGCACAUCAAACUGAAGGUCCCAUCCCCAGAAGAGAAUGCCGCCAGAGAGAAAGAACGCGAGAGACGGGUCGCGGAGGAACGCAGACGCGCAGUUUCCAAGGCCGGUUCGAAACUAUCCAAGGAGCCUCGGAAGCCCGCUGGCCGGGCGCUGCCGACGUCGACUUCGGGGCCUCACUCGGGGGUGAGUGGAGGUCAUAAGGCUGUGGCCAGUCCACCAGGGGCAUUUCAAGCAGGGGAAGAGGUCGAGAGGAAUCGCUUGACGCCAGUGGCAACGUCGCCCCCGUCUGCCAUGGAGAAGGGACCCGAGGGCGCUGACAGCGGCUGGACCCGUGCAGGACCUGAGGUAACUUCUGGGAUGGUCAUUUCACCACCGCUGACACCGGGAGACGGACCCGCUAGCCAAGCCCAGUCGGCGUUGUUCUCUCCACCGGGGAUGACUCUGGCGCGGGACGGAUUGCCGGUGAUGAUGUCGAGCGGGCGGAUUCCUUUUGCGACGGUGCCGGGGAUGCCGCCUGGGGAAGAUGAUGCGGAGCGUGGAGGUAAUGCAUGAGGUGGCUACUGAUUCUGUUGACCUGGAUGGGCAUCUGGCGUGUCGUUGUUUGAUAUACCCUGGUUGGAGUUAGCC
Molecule: messenger RNA, 3450 nt
Organism: Aspergillus ibericus CBS 121593
Lineage: Eukaryota; Fungi; Ascomycota; Eurotiomycetes; Eurotiales; Aspergillaceae
Product: histone deacetylase hosB
Exons: 1
Coding region: 34-3375 (1113 amino acids)
Cellular component (GO): nucleus
Molecular function (GO): histone deacetylase activity
Source: RefSeq, a predicted model, not a curated record